Solea senegalensis (Senegalese sole) is the source of this 2302-nucleotide messenger RNA. RefSeq names its product sorting nexin-33-like. Gene Ontology annotation, molecular function: phosphatidylinositol binding; protein binding. The transcript has a single exon. The annotation marks the transcript as partial. The record is from RefSeq and is a predicted model, not a curated record. NCBI's taxonomy places the organism in Eukaryota, Metazoa, Chordata, Actinopteri, Pleuronectiformes, Soleidae. Gene Ontology annotation, cellular component: plasma membrane; cytoplasmic vesicle. Gene Ontology annotation, biological process: endosomal transport; plasma membrane tubulation; cleavage furrow formation.
UGAAAAAAAAAGAGUCGAACUUGCAUUCAAUUGUCCAAGCCUAACGUCAUGGAAAGAGUUACUUUGUUGCAGAGCGCACAGGAAUAAACCGUGUGAAACAACAGUUACCCCGCAUGCGUGGUGAUCGUGGGUAGGAUUUGACUGUUUGCGUGUUUGUUAGUUUGUUAAAUUAAAAGGCUCGAGGAGAAGAUGCGCAGGAACCUGUUUACAAGGAAAACGCAGCAAGUUUGAGUCUGGGGGGACUGUGGAGCAGGCAGUCUGAAAAUGCACACGGAUACCAUUACUCGUGCCUCUGUUUCUCCUCACGCUAGACCAAUUAGUCCUGGAAAUGUUUUCGUCAAGGAUCUUUCCUGGGCUCUGCGAUGAGAAGCAAGUGUCCGAGGUUUCAGUGACCAGAUUCUGAGGAUUAAAACCUGCAUCGCUGCUGCUGGAGGAGCUCCUUGAUACUAGUUUUGUUUCUGGAACCUGUUGAGUUUGUGAUGUGAAGUGAUGUUUAAAUGAUCUCCGUUAUGGAGGAGUUAAAGCUUUAUAACGCUGUUGUUAUCUGUUAGCAUAGAAUAUAAGACGAUAAAGUGCGUUAGCCUCAAUGGGCCGAGGAUGCUAGUGGUCACAACAGGCUUUUAAUUUAGACUGAAAUGAAGUAAUAGCUUUACAAAACUGUUCACUCUGCCUGUGUUUCUAAAGAAUCACAUCAUUAAAUUUACAUGAAGGUCAUCUUGUGCUGUUGUUGUUCACCUGAUACAACAGCUGACAUGUAAUUUGAUAUGAGUUUUAAUUUUACAGUGAGCUUGUGUUAUUUGUUUCCAAUACUGCAUGCAUCAAGCCAGUAGCAUCACUAUAAUCACUAUGUGCAUGUAGGAAUUUCAGCUUUUUUUUGUUGACCGACUUUAAUAUCAGGAUGUCAGUGAAAGCUAAAGCCAUCUACACAUUUCUGAGUGAAAACAAAGAGGAGAUCAGCAUCCAGGAGAAUGAGGAACUGGUUAUUUUUGAUGAGAAGUCAGUAGACGGCUGGUUCCAGGGGGAAAACAGCCGAGGGGAGAGGGGUCUCUUCCCAGCAUCUUAUGUGGAAAUAAUUCGCACUCGCUCAAACUCUAAUGUGACUGACUGCUCCAUCAGCCCAGCAGGCUCUUUAGAGAAGGACUCCUCCUAUUUCCCCUCUAUUCCAAUCACCCCUCCUCAUUUGCAGCAACCAUAUGAUGAUGACGACGAUGAUGACUGGGAUGACUGGGAUGACAGGUCCACAGUGGUGGAGGAUGCUGAUUAUAGCAGAAGCCCCGGGGCUAAUGGACAUGCCCAUCGAAGCCCAGUGUCUAACAACCCAAAUGUGCACUACCGUGCCAAACCACACAUGGAGCGACAGGACAGCAUCUCCAGCUCCAGGAAAGGCAGUAUGGUGGGCAGAAACUUGAAUCGGUUUUCCAGCUUUGUCCGCUCAGGGGUGGAAGCAUUUGUACUGGGUGAUGUACCCAUGAUGGCAAAGAUAGCUGAAUCAUACACCAUCGAAAUGAGUCCUUUGGGGCCCGGUUGGCAGGCAAAUCCACAGCCUUUCUGCUGCUCCAUUGAAGACCCCACAAAACAAACAAAGUUCAAGGGCAUCAAGACCUACAUUUCAUACCGGGUCACGCCAAGUCACACGGGGAGUCCCGUCUACAGGCGUUACAAACACUUUGACUGGCUGUACAACCGCUUACUGCACAAGUUCACUGUGAUCUCUGUGCCUCACCUGCCUGAGAAGCAGGCCACGGGGCGAUUCGAGGAAGAUUUUAUCGAGAAGCGCAAGAGACGACUGAUACUGUGGAUGAACCACAUGACCAGUCAUCCAGUCCUUUCCCAGUAUGAAGGCUUUGAGCAUUUUCUAAUGUGUGCUGAUGACAAGCAGUGGAAACUAGGGAAGAGACGGGCAGAGAAGGAUGAGAUGGUGGGUGCACAUUUCAUGCUUACCCUCCAGAUUCCUAAUGAGCACCAGGACCUUCAGGAUGUAGAGGAGCGGGUCGACACCUUCAAGAACUUUGCUAAGAAAAUGGAUGACAGUGUGAUGCAGCUCACACAUGUUGCCUCAGAGCUUGUGCGUAAACACCUGGGUGGGUUCAGGAAAGAGUUCCAGCGACUGGGAAAUGCGUUCCAGUCAAUCAGCCAAGCAUUUAUGCUGGACCCUCCCCACAGCUCAGAUGCCCUCAACAGCGCCAUCUCACACACAGGCCGCACCUAUGAGAACAUUGGAGAGAUGUUUGCAGAGCAACCUAAGUAUGACCUCUUCCAGAUGCUGGACAAGUUGUCACUUUACUAUGAUUUUUUGACAGAU